UUCCAGGUUUGUGUUAAUUAUGAAAGAGGAAGAGGGGGGAGGGUGUUAGUGAGAAAUCAGCAGGUUAAGGGUUUAUUAGUUAGCUCCAAUAAUACGUUAUGCGAAAAUAAACGGAUCUUAAAAUAGCGCGCGUCCGAGUCUCUCUACACGUCAGCAAAACGGGAAAGGAAGAGAGAGAGCGAAGACAGGUGCGAUCAUAUAAAGUCAGUAAGCAAGGUGCAACUCUUCUAUAUAAAAUAGCAAGUGAAAAGGGUGCAAUUUGAAAAAGUCUGAAAAGAUGAGAGUCAAAAAUCAUGGGUGUAAACGCGUGCCUGUGAGCAAAGGCACCACUAUUUUGUAUGGAAAACCGUUUGCCUAUAUACUAAGAUCGGCGAUGCGUAACGAAAGAUGCGACCAUUGCCUAUUACGAAGCGGCAAAUUAUUAAAGUGCUCGGCUUGUCAAUAUGUAUAUUAUUGUAACCGCAAUUGUCAAAGAGAAUCAUGGUCGAUACAUAAGCUAGAAUGUGCGAAUUUGAAGAAAAUAUCGCCAAAGAUUAUGCCAGAUGCAGCGCGGCUUAUGGCACGUAUAAUUCUCAAACUCAAUCGAGGUGGGGCUGACCAAGUAGGCUAUUAUACUGAAAAAAAUUUCAGAAAAUUCAAAGACUUAAUGUCACAUUAUUCGGAUUUAAAGAAAGAUGCAAAGCGACUGGAGCAUUUCACCACAUUAUGUGCAGUUUUAUUUGAAUUUCUUGAGGGAGAAACAAUGCCCAACAUUGCAGAGUUGAUGGGUAUUUAUGGCAGAAUAUGUACUAAUUGCUUUAACAUAUUAGAUCUUAAUAUGAAUACCAUUGGAGCUGGUAUUUAUCUGGGAGCAUCUGUGAUAGAUCACAGUUGCAAACCCAAUGCAGUUGCUGUUUUCGAAGGAACUACUAUCAUUAUCAGAACAAUAGUGGAUCUUCCCUCUUUAGAUUGGUCACAGAUAAAAAUAUCAUAUAUUGAUUUACUCAAUUCUAACAAGGACAGACGCGAAGAAUUGUACAAUUCAUAUUAUUUUUGGUGUGAUUGUGAAAGAUGUAAGCAAGUGGAACCUAUGGCUGAAGCAGCCGCAUGUUCAAACUUAUCAUGUGAUUCUCCAUGUUUGAUUGAGGCUGACAAUUGUAAAACAUGUGGUACAAAAAUAUCAGAGGAAUUUAAAAACACGUUUCGAGAAGUCACUAACUUUACUAUUCACCAUUUAGAAGAAAUGAAGGCUAUGGCUUAUCUUGAUGUCAGUAAAAUAUGUUUGAAAAAACAGAAGAAUAUAUUACACAGAUUUAAUAUACAGCAUAUUCGUACUCUGGAAGCAGCUCAUAUUGCAGCUAUGAAUCUAAAAUAUUGGGAAGAUGCAGAAUUAUAUGGCAAAGAACUUAUUCCAGGAUAUUUAUUAUAUUAUGGAGAAAUACAUCCCUUGAUAGGAUUACUAUAUCUUAUGACUGGAAAGAUACAAUUGCAUUUGAACAAACCAAAAGAAGCACUUAAAGUAUUAGAAAAGGCAAGUGAGGUGUUAAUGAUAACACAUGGUGAUAAGCAUUCCUUAAUGAGAGAAGAAUUGAAACCUUUGCUUUACCAAGCUAUUAUGGAAUCAAAUGAAAAUAUUAACGGGGUGCAGUAAUUUUAAAAUUUUGUU
Molecule: messenger RNA, 1645 nt
Organism: Camponotus floridanus (Florida carpenter ant)
Lineage: Eukaryota; Metazoa; Arthropoda; Insecta; Hymenoptera; Formicidae
Gene: Smyd3
Product: histone-lysine N-methyltransferase SMYD3
Exons: 6
Coding region: 278-1630 (450 amino acids)
Cellular component (GO): nucleus
Molecular function (GO): protein binding
Source: RefSeq, a predicted model, not a curated record